AUGGACCAAGUCACUCAACCGCGUUCGGCACGGGCCGGCUCACACAUACUUGCCCCCAAUCUGGCGACGUUCUUUGCGCCCCCCAAAAUUGCAUACCAGCGUCUUCGGGCAGCCUUGGGGCAAGCUUGGGGAAUACGACGGUUGGCCAAUGUCAAAAACGAGUGGGUUCAGCAAGCAAACGACGAUAAUAACGGGUUAUACACGGCUUAUUAUCAUUUCUGCCAAUCGUAUGAUAACCUUGGCGCAUCACUCAACGACCCGGCAGGUGAUGGCGCAUCACGAUCGGCAAUGGAGUUGGUCCAGAACUUCUGUGGCGCUAUGGCGGGUCUGGCUUUCAUCUGCACCAAGAACAACAUGAAAGCGAAGCAGGCCAAAUUGGAUAAACUGCGAACGGUCCACCACGUACAACAUGUGCAGAUGCUUGCAAACCUCUUGAUCUUUGGCCCAACAGCGGCUUUCACGUCACUCCACAAAGGCCCACACAUGACAUUAUCGAACGCGAACGCCUUGUUGGAAUUAGGCUCCAGUGUGCUCAAACAGAAGAUUGCCCUCGGAAUCACGACCCCAAUGCCUCAUUUGACAUUGGACAAUCUUCGAAUACACUUCCUGAAUUUCCUGAUUAAAAUGGGUUUCAACCAGUUGGACAACGAUGGUGUCCCUCAGGUUAAUUGGAAAGACGUACAUGCUUCUUUCUACAAUGAAUUUUCUCCUUCAGUGAUUGCUGGGAUUUUUUCUCAAGAUAUUGAAAUAGCACUGGCCCACCGGUUGGUUUGA
Puccinia graminis f. sp. tritici CRL 75-36-700-3 is the source of this 774-nucleotide messenger RNA. RefSeq lists its product as uncharacterized. The transcript has a single exon. The record is from RefSeq and is a predicted model, not a curated record. NCBI's taxonomy places the organism in Eukaryota, Fungi, Basidiomycota, Pucciniomycetes, Pucciniales, Pucciniaceae. The coding region runs from base 1 to 774 and encodes 257 amino acids.